Messenger RNA from Oncorhynchus keta (chum salmon), 3435 nucleotides. RefSeq names its product calphotin-like. Gene Ontology annotation, biological process: response to selenium ion. Gene Ontology annotation, cellular component: cytosol. Bases 1 to 3435 code for a protein of 1144 amino acids. NCBI's taxonomy places the organism in Eukaryota, Metazoa, Chordata, Actinopteri, Salmoniformes, Salmonidae. The transcript has a single exon. The record is from RefSeq and is a predicted model, not a curated record.
AUGCUAACUAACUGCAAGUCAGAGGGACAUACUGAGGUGUCUGAGCCCACUGAGGUAUCUGAGCCCAUUGAGGUGUCUGAGCCCACUGAGGUGUCUGAGCCCACUGAGGUGUCUGAGCCCACUGAGGUAUCUGAGCCCAUUGAGGUAUCUGAGCCCACUGAGGUAUCUGAGCCCACUGAGGUAUCUGAGCCCACUGAGGUGUCUGAGCCCACUGAGGUAUCUGAGCCCACUGAGGUAUCUGAGCCCACUGAGGUGUCUGAGCCCACUGAGGUAUCUGAGCCCACUGAGGUAUCUGAGCCCACUGAGGUAUCUGAGCCCAUUGAGGUAUCUGAGCCCAUUGAGGUGUCUGAGCCCACUGAGGUGUCUGAGCCCACUGAGGUAUCUGAGCCCACUGAGGUGUCUGAGCCCACUGAGGUGUCUGAGCCCACUGAGGUAUCUGAGCCCAUUGAGGUAUCUGAGCCCAUUGAGGUGUCUGAGCCCACUGAGGUGUCUGAGCCCACUGAGGUAUCUGAGCCCAUUGAGGUAUCUGAGCCCACUGAGGUGUCUGAGCCCACUGAGGUAUCUGAGCCCAUCGAGGUGUCUGAGGCCACUGAGGUGUCUGAGCCCACUGAGGUAUCUGAGCCCAUUGAGGUAUCUGAGCCCAUUGAGGUGUCUGAGCCCACUGAGGUAUCUGAGCCCAUCGAGGUGUCUGAGGCCACUGAGGUGUCUGAACCCACUGAGGUAUCUGAACCCACUGAGGUGUCUGAGGCCAUUGAGGUGUCUGAGGCCACUGAGGUAUCUGAACCCAUUGAGGUAUCUGAACCCACUGAGGUGUCUGAGCCCACUGAGGUAUCUGAACCCACUGAGGUGUCUGAACCCAUUGAGGUGUCUGAGCCCACUGAGGUGUCUGAGCCCACUGAGGUAUCUGAACCCACUGAGGUAUCUGAACCCACUGAGGUGUCUGAGGCCAUUGAGGUGUCUGAGGCCACUGAGGUGUCUGAGCCCACUGAGGUAUCUGAACCCACUGAGGUAUCUGAGCCCACUGAGGUGUCUGAGCCCACUGAGGUAUCUGAACCCACUGAGGUGUCUGAGGCCACUGAGGUGUCUGAGCCCACUGAGGUAUCUGAGCCCACUGAGGUGUCUGAGCCCACUGAGGUAUCUGAACCCAUUGAGGUAUCUGAGCCCACUGAGGUGUCUGAGCCCACUGAGGUAUCUGAACCCACUGAGGUAUCUGAACCCACUGAGGUGUCUGAGGCCAUUGAGGUGUCUGAGGCCACUGAGGUGUCUGAGCCCACUGAGGUAUCUGAACCCACUGAGGUAUCUGAACCCACUGAGGUGUCUGAGGCCAUUGAGGUGUCUGAGGCCACUGAGGUGUCUGAGCCCACUGAGGUGUCUGAACCCACUGAGGUGUCUGAGCCCACUGAGGUGUCUGAGCCCACUGAGGUAUCUGAGCCCACUGAGGUGUCUGAGCCCACUGAGGUGUCUGAGCCCACUGAGGUGUCUGAGCCCACUGAGGUGUCUGAGCCCACUGAGGUGUCUGAACCCAUUGAGGUGUCUGAGCCCACUGAGGUGUCUGAGCCCACUGAGGUAUCUGAGCCCACUGAGGUGUCUGAGCCCAUUGAGGUGUCUGAGCCCACUGAGGUGUCUGAGCCCACUGAGGUGUCUGAACCCACUGAGGUGUCUGAGCCCACUGAGGUGUCUGAGCCCACUGAGGUGUCUGAGCCCACUGAGGUGUCUGAACCCACUGAGGUAUCUGAGCCCACUGAGGUGUCUGAGCCCACUGAGGUAUCUGAGCCCACUGAGGUGUCUGAGCCCACUGAGGUGUCUGAGCCCACUGAGGUAUCUGAGCCCACUGAGGUGUCUGAGCCCACUGAGGUGUCUGAACCCAUUGAGGUGUCUGAGCCCAUUGAGGUGUCUGAGCCCACUGAGGUGUCUGAGCCCACUGAGGUGUCUGAGCCCACUGAGGUGUCUGAGCCCACUGAGGUGUCUGAGCCCACUGAGGUGUCUGAACCCAUUGAGGUGUCUGAGGCCACUGAGGUAUCUGAGCCCACUGAGGUAUCUGAACCCAUUGAGGUGUCUGAACCCACUGAGGUAUCUGAACCCAUUGAGGUAUCUGAGCCCACUGAGGUAUCUGAACCCAUUGAGGUAUCUGAACCCACUGAGGUGUCUGAGGCCAUUGAGGUGUCUGAACCCAUUGAGGUAUCUGAGCCCACUGAGGUAUCUGAACCCAUUGAGGUAUCUGAACCCACUGAGGUGUCUGAGGCCAUUGAGGUGUCUGAGGCCACUGAGGUGUCUGAGCCCACUAAGGUAUCUGAGCCCAUUGAGGUGUCUGAGCCCAUUGAGGUAUCUGAGCCCAUCGAGGUGUCUGAGCCCACUGAGGUGUCUGAGCCCAUUGAGGUGUCUGAGCCCAUUGAGGUGUCUGAGCCCACUGAGGUGUCUGAACCCAUUGAGGUGUCUGAGCCCACUGAGGUGUCUGAGCCCAUUGAGGUGUCUGAGCCCACUGAGGUGUCUGAGCCCAUUGAGGUGUCUGAGCCCACUGAGGUGUCUGAACCCAUUGAGGUGUCUGAGCCCACUGAGGUGUCUGAGCCCACUGAGGUGUCUGAGCCCAUUGAGGUGUCUGAGCCCACUGAGGUGUCUGAGCCCACUGAGGUAUCUGAGCCCACUGAGGUAUCUGAGCCCACUGAGGUGUCUGAGCCCACUGAGGUGUCUGAGCCCACUGAGGUGUCUGAGCCCACUGAGGUAUCUGAGCCCAUUGAGGUGUCUGAGCCCAUUGAGGUAUCUGAGCCCACUGAGGUAUCUGAGCCCAUUGAGGUGUCUGAGCCCACUGAGGUGUCUGAGCCCACUGAGGUAUCUGAGCCCAUUGAGGUAUCUGAGCCCACUGAGGUAUCUGAGCCCACUGAGGUAUCUGAGCCCAUUGAGGUAUCUGAGCCCACUGAGGUAUCUGAGCCCACUGAGGUAUCUGAGCCCACUGAGGUAUCUGAGCCCACUGAGGUGUCUGAGCCCACUGAGGUGUCUGAGCCCACUGAGGUGUCUGAGCCCACUGAGGUAUCUGAGCCCAUUGAGGUGUCUGAGCCCACUGAGGUAUCUGAGCCCACUGAGGUAUCUGAGCCCAUUGAGGUGUCUGAGCCCACUGAGGUGUCUGAGCCCACUGAGGUAUCUGAGCCCAUUGAGGUGUCUGAGCCCACUGAGGUGUCUGAGCCCACUGAGGUAUCUGAGCCCACUGAGGUGUCUGAACCCAUUGAGGUGUCUGAACCCAUUGAGGUGUCUGAGCCCACUGAGGUGUCUGAGCCCACUGAGGUGUCUGAGCCCACUGAGGUAUCUGAGCCCAUUGAGGUGUCUGAACCCAUUGAGGUGUCUGAGCCCACUGAGGUGUCUGAACCCAUUGAGGUGUCUGAGCCCACUGAGGUGUCUGAGCCCACUGAGGUGUCUGACUGUUAUGUCAUGCCUACAUCUUAA